AUGUUCACCACUGCAGGCAGAACUGUCAAGAGUGGUCUCGUUGGCUCAGCUGUCGUAUCCUCAUGGACCUGGGCGGCAACCUUGCUGCAGAGUUCGGGUAUCUGCUAUCGAUAUGGAGUCUCCGGCCCAUUCUGGUACGCAUCGGGCGCGACGGUCCAGAUCCUCCUCUUCGCAACACUGGCCAUUGAACUCAAGAGGCGCGCUCCCAAUGCGCAUACCUUUUUGGAAGUCAUCAAGGCGAGAUAUGGCCCUGUUGCACACAUUGUUUUUAUCGUUUUUGGCCUCAUGACAAAUAUUCUGGUCACCAUGAUGUUGCUUGCCGGGGGUAGCGCAACGGUGAAUGCUCUCACGGGCAUGAAUACCGUUGCCGCCAUCUACUUGCUGCCCCUGGGCGUAACGAUGUAUACCCUAUUCGGCGGACUGAAGGCGACUUUUCUGACGGACUAUGUCCACACUUUGAUUUUGCUCAUCAUAAUCACCAUGUUCUCACUGACAGCCUACUCCACGUCCGACAUUAUCGGAAGUCCCAGCAAGAUGUUUGAGUUACUUCAAGAAGCGACACAGAGACACCCAGUCGACGGCAACCAAGAUGGAAGCUAUCUUACAAUGCGAUCAAGUGAUGGAAUCAAGUUUUUCGUCAUUAAUAUCGUUGGCAACUUUGGCACGGUGUUCCUCGACAACGGUUACUACAACAAGGCGAUCGCGGCUAGUCCGGUCCAUGCGCUGCCCGGCUACGUGAUUGGAGGCAUUUCCUGGUUCCCGGUGCCGUUCUUGACCGCCACCACCAUGGGGCUGACUGCACUCGCACUCGAGAAUAGGCCAUCAUUCCCUACCUUCCCAAAUCGCAUCCCGGAAGCGGAGGUGUCUGCAGGCUUAGCUUUACCUUAUGCUGCCGUUGCCCUCCUCGGGAAAGGUGGCGCGGUCGCUACUCUCUUGAUGGUCUUCAUGGCCGUUACUAGCGCUUCUAGCGCGGAGCUUAUUGCCGUCUCCUCAAUCUUCACCUACGACAUUUACCGGACGUAUAUUAACCCCAAUGCGAGUGGGCGACGUCUCAUUGCUGUAUCCCACAUUGCCGUCGUUUGCUAUGCGCUGAUCAUUGCCUCGGCAUCCGUCGGCCUUUGGUACAACGGCAUCUCUAUGGGCUACAUCUACGUGCUUAUGGGAGUUCUCAUCUCCGCUGCUGUUCUCCCUGCAACUCUGACUCUGGUGUGGAAGGGUCAGAACAAAUGGGCGGCGGUGCUCACACCUCCCAUUGGUACCAUCCUUGCCAUCAUCGCCUGGCUGGUCACGGCAAAGAAAAAGUGCGGGAAGCUGGAUAUCGAAUGCACAGGAUCCAAUGAUCCCAUGCUGGCAGGGAACGUGGUUGCUCUCCUCGUGCCCCUUGUUUUGAUUCCCAUCUUCACGCUGGUCUGGGGAGUGGACAAAUAUGAUUGGCAGACCAUGGCAGCCAUUCGCAAAGCCGAUGAUCAUGAGCUCACUGAACAGGCCGGUGUUGACUUGGAAGAGGUCCCUGGGGGCCACGAAGAGACGGUUACAGAGUCUGCGGAAGAGCAGCGGGUUCUACGCAAGGCCCUCAAGAUUUCCGUUUCUACCACCAUCUUCAUGACUCUUGCACUGCUGGUACUGUGGCCACUGCCCAUGUAUGGCUCCAAGUAUGUCUUUAGCAAACCGUUCUUCACUGGCUGGGUUACAGUCGCCAUCAUUUGGAUUUUCCUGUCUAUUAUCCUUGUCGGCAUUCUUCCAUUAUGGGAAAGUAGAGGCACUAUAUUCUAUACCACCAAGGCCAUAUUCACUGGGAAGAAACCACCGAAGCAUCCUGUCACGGCGGCUGGAACUACAGAGCAAUCAGGAGAUGAGGGUCCGUUGUCGGAGAAGAGGCUUGGGUCCAAGGAAACCGCCGUCGUGGUUACCCAGUAA
Messenger RNA from Scedosporium apiospermum, 1917 nucleotides. Its product is annotated as putative urea active transporter 1. Gene Ontology annotation, molecular function: spermidine transmembrane transporter activity; putrescine transmembrane transporter activity; urea transmembrane transporter activity. The coding region runs from base 1 to 1917 and encodes 638 amino acids. Gene Ontology annotation, cellular component: plasma membrane. The record is from RefSeq and is a predicted model, not a curated record. Gene Ontology annotation, biological process: putrescine transport; urea transmembrane transport; spermidine transport. Lineage: Eukaryota; Fungi; Ascomycota; Sordariomycetes; Microascales; Microascaceae. The transcript is spliced from 5 exons.